CGUCGUGUCCUGUCGUGUCGUACGCGGGUCGUUAUCAGCUUAUCAAGGGAUUUCAAGGUGGGUCCUCACUCUGCUGCCCUCACGAGUCACGACUUGGUCUUCUGCUGCUUGGACCAUCGGCGGCCACAUCACGACACCUUCGCCCACGACGACAAACCCUCCGCCUCUUGCUCGCCCGCGCGCGCCAUCAUGGGUGAACCGGAAAAGGGCCGCAUAGCCAUCAAGUUCGGCACAUCGUCCGCCUCCGCCUCCGUCUCCUCUUCCGCCCGGCCGUCUCCGCGCCCGAGGGCCGCACCGCCAUCGAGCCUGGGCAAGCGGCCGCGCGCCCACGCACUCGGCGGCGCCUCCGACUCCGACUCCGACGGCGACGACCGCCACCGCGGGCGCCAUGAGGUCAUCACAGGGUUCGGCGCGCACGGCGCGGAGACGGAGCGCGAGCGGAGCGCGAGGGAGGCCGCGAAGAAGGAGUUUGUCAUUGCGCGCCAGCCCAACCGCGACUGGAGGGCGGAGAUGAAGGCGCAGCGGAGCAGCAGACGGCCGCUGCCUGGCCAGGAAGGGAGGCGGAAGCAGAGCGGAAACCAGCGCGUCGAGACCGAGCCGGCGGACCAGGACAAGGAGAUCAAAUGGGGGUUAACCGUCAAGGAAAAAAAGAAGGCGAGCGACGAUGCGGAUGAGGCCCGGCAGGAAGGCGGGGACGCCCCCGGGACCCAACCACAACAAGGCGACGAGACACAAAAAGAGCCGACUCCCGAGCGGACACUCGACGACGAGGCAAUGGACGCCCUGCUCGGGCGCACCACCAAGACAUCCAAGACCAUCAUCCACCCCGCGCCGCUGACCGAGGACGACGCCUACCGCCGCGACGCCGAGGCCGCCGGCGCCGCGUCCACGCUCGAGGACUACGAAGCCAUGCCCGUGGAGGAGUUCGGCGCCGCGCUCCUCCGCGGCAUGGGCUGGAAGGGCGAGGAGCGCGCCCCCAAGCCCAAGGAGGUGCGCCGCCGCGCCAACCGCCUUGGCCUCGGCGCCAAGGAGCUCAAGGAGGACGAGGACCUCGGCGGCUGGAACCAAGGAGGCGUGCAGAAGAAGAAGAAGCGACCCCGGCUGGACGAGUAUCGCCGCGAGGAGAGCCGCCGCAAGGAAGGCCGGCGCAACCAUGAGGACAGUUACAAGAGGGAGCGCGAGCGCGAGCGCGAGGGUCAUCGCGACGACAACAACAACAACAGGGACAGGCAGAGAGACUACGACAGGCAUAGGGAUCGGGAUGCUCAUCAUCAUCACCGAAGUCGGGACUAUGACAGGGACAGACGGCGUUGACGGUCAUCAGGGGUACAGAGAAAUGCGACAUAGACUUGGGUGCCGCCGGGGGCCCUCCUGCAAACAAGGGUCAUCCAAAAGCGUACACGAGACGAACUGCGAUGCCACGGCAUGCCAUAGACUGUUGACUAAACCAUCCACAGUCAUGAGAUGAGACAAUGACCUUUUUCUAUGCAUAUAUGAUUCUAACAACCCACACCGUGAAACUCUCUUUACAGCGCUACAAGGCACGCCCCCAUGACGCCCUGUCCGGGUAUAUUCACAAGUUGUCCCCCCCCAUACCAUGUAAUAACGUAACAUAGAGGAAUUAUGAAAGAAAAAAACACUACGCAGCCGCCACG
This is a messenger RNA of Purpureocillium takamizusanense, 1655 nucleotides long. RefSeq names its product DNA primase large subunit Spp2 (gene spp2). The transcript has a single exon. Gene Ontology annotation, cellular component: spliceosomal complex. Gene Ontology annotation, biological process: mRNA splicing, via spliceosome. NCBI's taxonomy places the organism in Eukaryota, Fungi, Ascomycota, Sordariomycetes, Hypocreales, Ophiocordycipitaceae. The coding region runs from base 190 to 1314 and encodes 374 amino acids. The record is from RefSeq and is a predicted model, not a curated record.